GUCAACAUCUCGUUGCCAAACUGGCUCUAAAUGGACUAGCAGCUUGGAACAUUAGUAUGCACUGCCUUCGGCUCGCAACUUGCAAGGCUCUGCCCAUCGCCGCUCAGCGUGAUCACCGUUACUGGGUACAGUGGAUCACUGAUGCGAUAAUUGGUAUUUGUGGAGGAGAGUAAAACACGCGGGCUAUAUGAUAUAACAUCAAGAUCAAACCGUUAACGUUCCGGUCAAUCUCAAGUCUCAACACCCCUUCCUCCUCUCAUGAUAUCGUCUUUCUAAUGUAUACCACUGAAUCGGAAGCGCAGCAAGCGUUGGUGCAAUUGUACACCCUUUUCGUGGCAAUCAGUAUCCUGCUAUACGACCACAUGGCAACCCUCCCAGAAGAAAUCAUGAUUAUCUGGUGUCGUCCAAAGGCAACGUUUGCAGUGUUAUUUCUCGUCAAUCGCUAUAUCGCCGUGCUCAGCAAUAUCCUUGACUUAAUGAGCACGUUCCUACCCGUUUCAAUUGAGAGGUUUCAACUUUGCUUCUUCAAUAUCUACUAUCUUACUCAUCAAAGACUCAGCUGUAGGAAAUUUGUGGUGGCCGUAUACGCAUUACGUAUUUUCCAACAAGUCUUCAUUUGCUUCACAUUGACUCUUCGCACUUAUGCUCUCUACGGGUGCCGCAGGCACCUGCCUAUAUGGAUGGGGAUUAUCGUCCUUGCUGUUGUGACAGGAAUACUCUUAGUGGGAGUUUUUAGAUAUAAUUUGGUAAAUGGUGGGAUCGGCGGUGGCAGCUGCUAUAAAAUAUACACAACAUCGGUAUCUAUCCGUUAUGGGAUAGCUUGGAUAGUAAUGUUUAUCUACGAAUUACUCAUCUUUAUCCUCACAGUUUCUAGGACUUGGAAAACUAGGGGAUUGCGGCGGUUCUCCCUCAUAUCCAGGAGAGAUAUCCUUGAUGUCAUAUUCCACGAUGGUGUGAUGUACUUUGCAGGGAUGACAUUAGUCAAUUUACCCAACAUUCUGACGUACUUCUGUGGCCCAGAAAUCCUCAGAGGCAGCCUUAGUGCAUUUACUACUUGCCUUUUCAUUUUACAUACACGAACACUCCUCCUACCAUGCGUCAUACACGUUUCCUAUUGACUCUCCGUCCCAAUCAAACGUAUUAAUUCCUCCUCUCGUCGAACAAUCUCCCUCAGUCUUUUUGAACCAAGACUGAGGUGAGCUAUCUUAUUGACAUCCCUACUCUACUCUUACUAACUACUACUCUACUAGUUCUGUUCUCGCCCUUAGGUAUGGUCCAUAGUUACCCUAUAGUCUUUUUGAACCAAGACUGAGUU
Messenger RNA from Suillus fuscotomentosus, 1315 nucleotides. RefSeq lists its product as uncharacterized. The record is from RefSeq and is a predicted model, not a curated record. NCBI's taxonomy places the organism in Eukaryota, Fungi, Basidiomycota, Agaricomycetes, Boletales, Suillaceae. The transcript has 13 exons. Bases 276 to 1118 code for a protein of 280 amino acids.